Molecule: messenger RNA, 1161 nt
Organism: Cladophialophora carrionii CBS 160.54
Lineage: Eukaryota; Fungi; Ascomycota; Eurotiomycetes; Chaetothyriales; Herpotrichiellaceae
Exons: 3
Coding region: 1-1161 (386 amino acids)
Source: RefSeq, a predicted model, not a curated record
AUGGCCCAACCUCACGUCCAGCUCCGCAGACCCAAAUGUCCACCCGUCCCCGAGGACCAACAAUUCUUCUACAACUCUGUCAUUCUGGUCAUUUCGGUCGCUCCCGAUCAAUGGAACUAUUUCUUUCGCACGGCGGUCAACUACGCCCGAGGCUACGGCGCAACGUGUGUCGAAAUGUGGCAGGACGACGUCACGCGCGUCAUGGUCAACGACGACGUGACGUGGACCCGCCUCCUCUCCCGAACACAACCUGUCGAACUACAGCUCUACGUACCCACGGUGUUUUUGAGCUUCGUCUGGUCUUGCAUCCGGGCCAAGGCAGUUCUCGACCCCGUGCCGGAGGCCGACAAGGUGCUCAGACCCACGGACGAGCGCUCUUAUUCUAUCCCACUACACAAAUACAAAGCAAACCGCGCGCGACAGCCGGACACCGAAUCCUUGAAGCAGCAGCCCACUAAGCGAAAGCGUACAUCGGGCGGCGACACCACCGAUGACGACGACGAUUCAGACGACGACUCCGCGAAAAGUGACGCUAGUGCCGAAAGUGAAAACAGUCCGCCACUUCUUGACCCCGGCGAGGACGGCAGGAUCGCCAAAAAGAAUCGUGAAAGCGCGACAGAGUUUCUCAAGCGACUUCUCCCUACCCGCGACCUUAGAGGCAACGCCCCGCGUAUUUUUGUCGCCCACCCGUCGUCGCCUCGGUGGCCAGAACCAGAAACGUUGGCACGGCUCCAGCGCAGUGCCAAGCGGUGUCUGUCUGCAUUCGCACGGGGACUGCUACGUCACGACCUGUCCGGCACAGAACUGGGCCUUGGCGGGUUCGUCCGGGGUCGCUGGCUUUUCUUGGUCGUCGCGGGGGUCGAUUCGCUCUGGAAAAUUACGGUCGAGGCCACGCUGAAGAACGAUCUGGGCUGCGCCGCAGAAGUCUGGCGAUAUGGACGGUCUUACAACAUCGCCAUCCACACUCUCGACUUCGGCGACAAGGACGAUCUUAAGAGGGUGUUUCUAAAGGCACGGGAGUUGGGCCUCGUCGCGAACCGAUUCGAAACCACGUACUAUAAACCGCUGAUUUUUACCGAGCUUGGCUUGCAUUCUAAGGACGAGUACGGCCUUAAGGUCUCGGCCACGGACAGCAGGUCCAUCUUCAAGGCACAACGUUGA